AUGUGUUCGUCACAGCAGAGGAUCACCCUCAUCUCAGGUUUACUCUUAAUUAAACUGUCCUGUAAAGAAGGCCACGGUGGUCCAACCCAUGAGUCCAUGCAGGCUGUGUUUGAUCUUAAGUCCUUCAGGCCGGCUGUGAACCUCAGUAAUCCCACCAUAGCCAACAUCUCCUUCACGCUGUAUGCUGUCCUGGGGGUGAAUGAGAAGACCCAGAUACUCACUACUUUCCUGUGGCUGAGACUGUACUGGAACCAUGAGUUCCUGGUUUGGGACCCUGAUGAGUGUGACGGCAUCACCAGGAUUUCUCUCCCUGUGAAGGAACUCUGGUCUCCAGACAUCAUCAUCUAUGAGUUUGUGGAUGAUGAUGUCUCCCAAGCAUGUCCUUUCGUCUACAUCAACCACACAGGUCACAUUCGUUGGGACAGGAUGCUCCGACUUGUUUCAGCCUGCAACCUGGAGAUCUUCAGUUUUCCUUUUGAUGUGCAGAAUUGCACAUUUACUUUUGGCUCCUACAUGCACACCAUAAGGGAUGUGAGGGUGAGCCCAGCCCUGACCUUUAAAGAGAUGUCUGGAAACUCAAAGCGUUACUUGGAGGCCAGUGGAGAGUGGGAACUUGUGGACAUACUGGGAGAAACCUCCAUCCUCCAGUUUGGGAUCGAUGAGUGGGACAUCAUCACUUUCUGGGUGGUCAUAAAGCGCCGUCCAGUGCUCUACGUGGUCAACCUGCUGAUCCCCAGCUCUUUCCUCAUGCUCAUCGACAUCCUGUCGUUCUACCUGCCCCCCCACAGUGUGGACCGCGCCUCCUUCAAAAUGACCCUCAUCCUGGGCUACACUGUCUUCCUGCUCAUCAUGAACGACCUGCUGCCCAGUACAGCAAAUGGCACGCCCAUCAUAGGUAUCUAUUUCUCCGUGUGUCUGGCCCUCAUGGUAAUCAGUCUACUGGAGACCGUCAUCAUUACUAAUGUUCUCCACCACAACUCCAUGAAAUUCCAAGAGGUUCCGCACUGGGUGAGGGUGGUUGUCCUCAAGCACAUAGCCAACCUCAUCUGUUACCGCUGGCAGGAGGACAUCCAGCCUCCUUCUAUACCUCAAAAGGAUAAACCUGAAAGCUUGAACGGUUCAGGCCUGUCCAUCCAACCAGUCAGCCAGACACCUGACCAGCAUCCAAACAGCAAUGCUGGUACAGCAACUCUGCCCGAACUGCAACAGAUCUGCCUGUACCUGAGCGAUCUUCGUGCCCAUCUCACCUCACUGCAGAAGGAGAGCGAGCUGCAGGACCAGUGGUGUCACGUUGGAUACGUCCUCGACUUCCUGCUCUUCCGCAUCUAUCUGCUGCUGAUCUCCUGCUACGCUCUGGUCAUCAUCUCCAUGUGGUGCAUCUGGAUCAGUCAGUCCUAACUGAAGAGGGGAACAAUAUGAACCAGGGCUGCAAUAAAUUCAGUGAAGGGUGCCUACAUUAAAUUUGUAUAAGUAGAAAGCAAAACAAGGCCUCUGCCAAUGGUUAUCAGUUAUCACUUCUGUAAUGUUUGUUUAAAGUUUGUUUUCUGGGUUUGAUUUUUCAGAAAAAAAUAACAUGUACAUACAGUACUACCCCUUUUGAAGUCAUGGAGGAUGGACCAAAAAGUAAAUGCAGUAUGGGGGUUUUGGAACAAUGACUGUAUAAUCAUUAUCAUCAUCAUCAUCAUCAUCAUCAUCAACAACAACAAGAAUAUUUACAGUUCCCAUACCUUAUUUGCUGCUUUUGAUGUGCCACCAAACACCCCAACUCACUUAACCCCUGACCCCCUCCUCCUGUCAGAAAUUAUGAUUUGUUUGUUUGUUUUUUCAGCAAAAAAACAAAAAAUAUUAGUCACCCUAAAUUUCUCUGUCACACAAUGGAACCAGAUCAUUGUCACCACCAACCAAAAAUAUUGGUUGCAAUGUCAACAUUCAGUGCUGUCAAUCUUUUUACACUCUGCCUACCAGCUUUUUAAAAAAUGUUUUCAGUUGCUUAGAAAUGUAUGUGCAGUUCAUCUGGCUUUUGACCACAUCAUACCACCUGAUAAGGUGUUAAAUGGCAUUUGUCUGAACACUGAUUCAGGUGAAACAUAGUUUCGGAUGCUGCU
Molecule: messenger RNA, 2105 nt
Organism: Thunnus maccoyii (southern bluefin tuna)
Lineage: Eukaryota; Metazoa; Chordata; Actinopteri; Scombriformes; Scombridae
Product: 5-hydroxytryptamine receptor 3A-like
Exons: 9
Coding region: 1-1398 (465 amino acids)
Biological process (GO): monoatomic ion transmembrane transport; regulation of membrane potential; nervous system process
Cellular component (GO): neuron projection; synapse; membrane
Molecular function (GO): transmembrane signaling receptor activity; neurotransmitter receptor activity; extracellular ligand-gated monoatomic ion channel activity
Source: RefSeq, a predicted model, not a curated record